AAAGAGUUGCUUGCAAGAUGAAUUCAUUUCCAUUAUUAUAAACUAAAUUAGCAAUCUAGUUAUGAAAAUUACAAUUUUGAUCAUUCAAAUAUGAUGUUCGCCCUAAAAACUCUCUCGGGCACACCUCCCUAGGCGCCUCCUUCCUUUGCUCAGAUCUAGCUUCUCCUCCUCUCUCACCGGCCGUUUGUCGACGCUUCGCCUCUCCCCUCCUCCUUUACUCAGAUCUGCCUCCUUGCGUCGAGCCUUUCUCCGGCCUUUGGCCGUGAGAAAGGGCCGACACCUUUCUCCUCCGCGUCGUCUCGUCUUCAGUCUCUCCCAUCGUCUCGUCUUCAGUCUCUCCCAUCAUGUUGCUCCUUUGCUUCUCGUCGUCAAGCUGUUUUCACACAUCAUCUCGCCGUCUUGCCGUCUCCAUGACUCGUUGGAUGGUUGAUUUUAAAGCGAUGCGCCCUCCUCUGCUCUCCUCCGUCAUAUCUGGCUUGUCGUCGCCAGUGAGUCUUCCUCUCCUCCCUGCAAGGCUGCCCCUCAUUGUUUGUCAUCUGUUACCCAAAAGAUGCCUUUCUGCAGUUGGUUUUGGAGAUUUCGAAGCUCGCUUCUGUCGGACCACCACCAUGAUCGCUUUUCUCAGAGGGUUUAGCUCAUCCUCCGACAAUACCAUCUCCUUUCCUCUCCCGGUCCUCCAGGUUUGCUCCUGCUCUUCACUCUCUGUUUCCUCUGCUUUGGAAUGUUAUCGGAUGAUUGUUGAGUGGGUAGCUCUGGUUUUGUGGAAUCUGGGUUUGAUUUGUUAUGUCAUGAUGGUUUUGGUCUCCUUCGGUUCCACUCUUCUGCCCUGUAGUGGCAUACUUGUCGCCUUGGUGAGAUCUUUUACUGCGGUUUGCAGUGUCUUUACUGUGGAAUACAGUGUCCUUACUGCGGUAUGCAGUUUCUCUAUUGUACUCAAUCCGGUUUUUGGUGCUGUGAGUUUGUUUUCUUUCUUUUGGUGGCAGAUUGAAGAUGAAUCAAACAUUACGUCUCCUCCGGUGAUUCAGGUUCCAUCGGUGUUUGUAACCCUUUGGGUUGCAUUGGAUGCAGUCUUUCAAGAAGUUCAUGAGAUCGUUUUAGUUUUUCGAUUUCUUAUGGCUUUUUAUGAGUUGUAUUGUCAAUCUAUCUUUCGGCACUUGUUGCCUUGCUUUCAUGUAUUCUCCCUUUUGUUGGUUGUACUUUUUACUCUGUCGAUAGAGUUUGAGGCUUCUAAGUAAUGAAAAAAGUAUUUGUUUGACCAAAAAA
This is a messenger RNA of Eutrema salsugineum, 1263 nucleotides long. RefSeq lists its product as uncharacterized. Lineage: Eukaryota; Viridiplantae; Streptophyta; Magnoliopsida; Brassicales; Brassicaceae. The transcript has 2 exons. The record is from RefSeq and is a predicted model, not a curated record. Bases 345 to 1235 code for a protein of 296 amino acids.